UCACCAACCAAAAACCAGGAAGAGAUGAAGAAAGCAGAGAAAUAGAAGACCAACAACAUCGGAGAAAACACAAAUACUUAUUAGUUGUUACCUUGGCAGUGGCACCAGCGAUAGAAGAGAAGCAAAGAAUGGCCACUUUUCUCUCUAAUCAAUCUCUGUUGGGUUCUUGUCCUUGUUCUACACCCUUCUCUUCAAAACCCUUUCAAACCCUAAAAUCCCCAAUCCUAUCUUUUCCAUCUCGCCCUUUUCCUCCCGCCCUAAUUUCCUCUCUCAAUCGAACACCCCACUUCAAGUCUUCCCCAAAUCCCCCUCCAACUACAAAUGAUGAAACAGAGGAGACUCAGAAUGAUGUAAGAGAGGCAGGUGGUGAUGAAGAUGAAAAACCAUUACCCAGUUUAAUGGUCCUCGUAGAAGAAUACAAGGAAGCUCUUUUUAAUGGCGACGAAAAUUCUGUAGCUCAUAUUGAAGAGGGAAUAUACUCAAUUGCAAAUAGAAAAAAUGAAUUGGUUCAGAGAGCUUCAACUUUAUUAGCAGAGAAAGCUGCUUCCAAGGAGAGAUAUCUUCGUUUACAAGCUGAUUUUGAUAAUUUUAGGAAAAGGACAGAUAAAGAGAGACUUAACAUCCAAUCUGAGGCCCAACAAAAAGUCGUUGAAAAGCUCUUGUUGAUGGUGGACAGUUUUGAGAGAACCAAACAGCAAACUAAAGCGGCAACAGAGAAAGAGAAGAAGAUUGAUGUUAGCUAUCAAGGUAUUUACAAGCAAUUUGUAGAGGUUCUGAGGAGUCAUCACGUUUCAGUGGUAGCAACAGUGGGCAAGCCGUUUAAUCCUUUGCAACAUGAAGCCAUUGCCCGUGAGGAGUCCACAGAGUUCAAGAAAGGGAUUAUAAUUAAAGAAUCCCGACGUGGCUUUAUGCUCAGAGAUAAAGUUCUAAGGCCAGCCCUUGUGAAGGUUUCCUUAGGUCCUGGAAAUAAGGAAUCUCCCGUGUCUCCUGACAAGUCCACGGGGCAACCUUCAACAGCUGCUGGAAUAGAUGAAAGAUAGUCUCUUGAACUUUCCAACUUAUUCAUUAAAAGUCUAGUUCCAUCUGCAUACCUGAUAUAUUGUCAUUGGUCAACUUGAAAUGCUUCUAUUUUCAAUCUAUUGGUAUUUUGGCCUCAGGUGAGGGUAGUCCUUUGUAGUACGGACGUCCCAAAUUUUAACAUGUUGGCACACUGCGCAGCAAUUUUUGGUUCAUGAUGGCAAAGGGAAUUAAUUGUGAUCUCUAGGGAAUGAUGAAUUUCUUGUGUAAUCCAUUUUUUACCAAAGCCAAAAAUGGUUCAUUCUUGAA
This is a messenger RNA of Cajanus cajan (pigeon pea), 1326 nucleotides long. Its product is annotated as Co-chaperone GrpE family protein. Gene Ontology annotation, cellular component: chloroplast. The record is from RefSeq and is a predicted model, not a curated record. Gene Ontology annotation, biological process: protein folding. Gene Ontology annotation, molecular function: protein-folding chaperone binding; adenyl-nucleotide exchange factor activity; protein homodimerization activity. NCBI's taxonomy places the organism in Eukaryota, Viridiplantae, Streptophyta, Magnoliopsida, Fabales, Fabaceae.